CCUGGGGCACAUCCUACCACACACAGAACACCUCCCCAAAACCCCAGCACCGUAAGGAAGCCGCUGAGGCCCAGAGCAGGGCAUCCCUCCGUGCCGGGAGCCGAACCCCGGCACAGCUCGGCGAGGUUUCCUCUGCCGCCGGAAGCUGUGUGAGAGUCAGCCCGGGCGGGCGAAUCGCUGCUGGCGGUCCCUCCCGGCAUGGCCAGAGGCUCCGCGAGCCCAGAGCAGCGCGGAGAUGCUGCUCCCGUGCCUCCAUCCCUUCCUCUGGCUCCUCCUGCUGCUUCCAGGUUCUACAGCUUCCACAAACUCCUCCACCCCUGCUGGAACAGGUCAAUUCCAACCAACAGCACCCAGCCCUGAAGCAAAGAACCACAGCUCAGAGCCGUCAGUAAAAUCAACACCACCGACUGACCUAAGCCUCACCUCUGUGGGUCAAACUACUACAGCCAAACCCUCCCCCACCACUACAACAGCCCUGACAGCAACCAGUGAGAGAGAUGAUAAGUCCAGUGGAAACGCAAGCACAGCAGCUCCUUCUCCAACACCUCAAGGUCAGGACCCCGUGAGGAAUGAGAGCACCACAACAUCAGCGACUCAAGGCACCUCAGAACCCAUCACCCCAACACCCAACUCCUCCAGCCAAUUACCUGAGCCCACCCCGACAGACGAGAAAUCACCGCUGACAGUGGCAGCUUUUGGUGUCAUCAGCUUUGUUGUUAUCCUGAUAGUGGUGGUGAUCAUCCUGGUCAGCGUGGUCAGCCUGAGGUUCAAGUGCAACCACUCCAAGGACUCAGAAGACAAACAGAAACCAGGAGCCUCCAUGGUAUCAGAGAGCUGCUCAGCAGACACGAGACAGAAGGGGAACAACAUCACUCUGAUCUCCAUGAAGAACAUCAACACCAACAACAGCAUGAGCUACCCCCCUUCAGAAAAGGUGCUAUGAAGCCAAGAGCCCAGAGCUUGAAGCUGACACGUGACAACCAGCAGUGGCUUUCUAGGUUCUUUUAUUUUUCCUUCGGGGAAAGAGCAAGGGUGGACUUCAUAUAUAUAAAUUAUUAUGUCCUUUCUGAUCAGUACAUUUACAGUAGUGUCCUACAUAGCUUCCCCACCUGGGGCCUAAGGACCUUCUCCAGUUACAGCCUGCCACGCUCCAUGGAUGAUAUCUAACUCUAUUUUUGAUGUGCCUUCAAACACUCAAUAAUUCCAGCAGCAAGAAGCACCAAGGCACCAUGCACUCCACUAAUAAACCUCUGCCUUAGAUUAAUGGCCUUUAUAGUCUGUGCCAGGCAGUCACGGGCUCGUUAAUCAGCACAGCCCCACGCCGAGCCAGACCCGUGCAUUGGGAAAGCCUGAUCCGAAGCUGAAGGCCUGAUGGGACUUAAAUGCCCAAGUUCUAGGUCAAAUCCCAGCAUGACUGCUCCAUGCCCCUUAUCCCCAGUGCCCUCAUUGUCCCCACAGCAGUGGGACGGUCACAUCCACCUAUCUCACAGGAUUGUUGUGAGGCCUUGUUAAUCCCUUGUCUGUAAAGCAUUUGGACAGCCGUGAAUUAAAGCCGCUGCUGAAAUGCAAAUUGCUAUUUUAAACACUUUAUUAUUAUUAUUAUUAAUAACAAUGGAGCUUCUGGACGGCAGAUCGUUAUCUCCUCACGCGUUCAGAGGCUCAGCUGAAGUGUAAGGAACAAAGUCCCUGCGUAGAUCAGGGUUUAUCUCUGUGUAAAAUGAAUGGUCAUAAGCAAAAUGCUGAGCUCCUUCAGCUCCUGGAGUGUGGCAGUCCAAGUUUGCCAGGAGAGCUUCCAUCAUCUCCACUAUUGCUUUCCCAAAGCCUCCUUGAACCAGGACGAGCAGCAUCCCCCUGUGCAAUGCAAGAGGCAGCUGUGCUUUGAGCUGGCAAGGAAUUGUUCAGCAAAAAAAUUGCAACAUUUUCAAAACUCCUGGUAAGAGGCAAUGCCUUUUAACCUCUGACAUCUGCACUGGGUAGUUUGAUAAGUUGUUUCUUAAUAAAUGAAGCUUUUCUGGUAAUAUUUAUGAAAAGUAAAAUGUUGCCACUCACCCAGGCUCCAUCAGACUGGUGAAUUUGCUUAACACAGAAUCCCAUAUAAUUCUCAGUUAGAUGGACCUAGACAGCUCCAGUUCCCAGAGUCCUAAGACUCCACACAUGGAG
Messenger RNA from Prinia subflava (tawny-flanked prinia), 2160 nucleotides. RefSeq names its product endothelial cell surface expressed chemotaxis and apoptosis regulator (gene ECSCR). The coding region runs from base 236 to 943 and encodes 235 amino acids. The record is from RefSeq and is a predicted model, not a curated record. NCBI's taxonomy places the organism in Eukaryota, Metazoa, Chordata, Aves, Passeriformes, Cisticolidae. The transcript is spliced from 12 exons. Gene Ontology annotation, biological process: negative regulation of angiogenesis; positive regulation of proteasomal protein catabolic process; positive regulation of endothelial cell apoptotic process. Gene Ontology annotation, cellular component: cytosol; plasma membrane.